AUGUAUUAUACGGAAUUAUCUAUACUUGCCAAAUGCAUCGCUCUAUGUAUUUUAACGUGUUUUCCUAUUCUUAUACAAGCCCAGCUUACAGGAACCGUUACACGAUGCUACAAUGAAGGCGGCGAAGUGAAGAUUCAAGGAAUUACUACAGACCCCUGCAUUUCCUGCUAUUGCAUGGAUGGUUAUGUCCAAUGUGAUAAGAAAAAAUGUGACAACUUAGAUGGAUGUCAUGCUAUUUUAUUUGAUGGUCCCAAAAGAUGCUGCGACACUUGCAAAGGUUGCCGAUUAAACGGAGUCAAACACGAAAGCGGUAAAUCUUGGUUCGAUAAACGUGAUCGCUGUACUUCCUAUUCCUGCAAGGCUGGAGUCAUUACUAAAUCCAAAGUCCAAUGCCACGUUCCCUGUUCCAAUCCGAUCAAACGAAAACGACAAUGUUGUCCGUCUUGCAAAGGUUGCCAUUUUGACGGUGCCGACAGAAAAAAUGGUGAAAAAUUUGCCCUCGCAUCUGAUCCAUGUGUUGAAUGCAAGUGUAGGAAAGGAAGUGUUACUUGUAUGAAAAGAGCUUGCCCUGUUUUGAAUUGUCCCGAUGAAGUCAUUUACCAACCAAAAGGCGAAUGUUGCCCAAAAUGCAAAGGAAUGAGAAAGAUUUUUGACUUCCCUGGUGCCUGUUAUUUCGCUAAACGUGUUUAUGUGGAUGGUUUUUCUUUUGAACCUAAAUCCGAAACAAGAUGUACCUGUACGAAAGGAACAGUUAUUUGUGAAAAAGCAACCUGCCCUCCCGUAGCAUGUCCAGUAGAAGAGCGAGUACAGAAAGGCAGCUGUCAAGUUUGUGAACCCAAAAGAAAUUGUUUAUAUGAUGGAAAAAUUCACAUGCAUCGAUCAAAGUGGCAACCCAGAAUGUGUACCCAAUGUUCUUGUCAAAAUGGAGUAACCUACUGUCAAAGAGAAAGGUGCAACAAUUCACUGUCGUGUCCCAAUGGCUAUAAACUUCAAUUUCAACCUGGUGAAUGUUGUCCUAAAUGUGUUGAACAUGAUGCCGUAUGCCGAGUUUUUGGUGACCCCCAUUAUAGAACCUUCGACGGAAAGAUGUAUAACUUCCAAGGUACCUGUAAAUACAUGUUGAGUCAAGAUUGUCAAGGCAAAGAUUUUACUAUCAAAGUGAAGAAUGGUGUGCGGUUAUCCAGUGGUUUUGCUUGGACUCAGAUGGUCGUAGUGUUAAUGGGAGAUACAAGAAUCAGCUUUCGUCAAAAUCUACUCAUCAAAAUCAACCGCCGUCGAGUUCAGCUUCCUUACACCAUUCCGGGAAAAUUCAGCAUUCGUCGUGAAGGUCAUUCUGUAACAUUCCGGGCUGAUAUUGGUCUAAAGGUUGUCUGGGAUGGUGACAGUUUCCUGGAAGUCACUGCCAGUAGAAAAUACAAGAACCGACUCUGUGGGCUGUGUGGAAACUACAAUGGACUCGAAACCGACGAUCUGAUCGGUCGCAAGGGGAAGAAUUAUCUACGAGGUGAAGAAUUCGGAAAUUCCUGGAGAAUUGGAAGUAAGAAAGCCUGCAAGACCCAACCAAAAGUUAAGAAUCUCCAAUCUAUUUGUGAUAAAGACUUCAAAGCCAAAGUUCGAGCCAACAAAGAAUGCAGUGUCCUUUAUUCCCGCGCUUUCUCAUCCUGUCGACGAGUUGUCGACGUGACUCCUUACGUCACUUCCUGUGUUACCGACAUGUGUGAUUGCCCCCAUGGAAAGAAAUGCUCCUGUGAAUCCAUCCAAGCCUACGCCCACGAAUGUAAACGAGCUGGCCAUAAAGUGAAGUGGGAGAAAGUUUCAAAUUGCAAAGCUCCACAAAAGAAUUGUCCCAAAGGCGCUUACUACUCAUUAUGUGCACCAGCCUGUCCCAAAACCUGUUCCAGCAACAAACCAGACGGAAGCUGUUCCAAGAAAUGUUCCCCAGGUUGCGUCUGCCAAAAUGGUGCUGUUUUAUACAAAAACAGAUGUAUUUCUCCAGAGAAGUGUCCAAAAACGUAG
Molecule: messenger RNA, 2016 nt
Organism: Lottia gigantea (owl limpet)
Lineage: Eukaryota; Metazoa; Mollusca; Gastropoda; Lottiidae
Exons: 12
Coding region: 1-2016 (671 amino acids)
Molecular function (GO): protein binding
Source: RefSeq, a predicted model, not a curated record